AUGAUUACCAUAAAAGUACCCUGUUCCUCGGCGAACAUUGGCCCUGGAUUCGAUGUUAUAGGUCUCGCUCUCUCCAUAUGGCUCGAGUUAAAGGUCGAGGUCACACCAUCGAUCACAUCCCAAGCACCCCUCAAUUGCAAAAUCACAUAUGAAGGACAAGGCGCGGAAGAGGUUCCCUUGACCGCUGAUAGCAAUCUCAUUACACGAACAGCACUAUAUGUUCUGCGAUGCCACGGACAGAGGAGCUUCCCUUCCGAGACUUCGGUUCAUAUCAUUAAUCCCAUUCCAUUGGGGCGCGGACUUGGGUCAUCUGGUGCCGCGGUGGUAGCUGGUGUUGCAUUAGGCAAUGAAGUCGGAAAGUUGGGGUUGUCAAAGGCUAGAAUGUUGGAUUAUUGUCUUAUGAUAGAGAGACAUCCAGACAACGUAGCCGCGGCAUUGUAUGGAGGAUUUGUAGGAACAUAUCUCAACGAAUUAAGCGCUGAAGACACAGAACGCAAAGAGAUUCCACUCAGUGAAGUUCUACCUGAACCGGCCGGAGGAGUAGAUACCGGGUCCAACCCUCCCGAACCACCAGUUGGAAUUGGGCACUACAUGAAAUUCCCUUGGGCGUCAGAGAUUAAAGCUAUUGCAAUCAUUCCACAAUUCGAAGUCGCUACAGCAAAGGCUAGAAGCGUCCUACCAUCUUCAUAUUCCAGGUCGGAUGUCGUUUUCAAUCUUCAAAGAAUUGCUCUUCUGCCUUCGGCUCUAGGGAGGUCACCACCUGAUGCAGAGCAGAUCUAUCUUGCAAUGCAAGACAAAGUGCACCAACCUUACAGGAAAGGUCUGAUUCCAGGUCUACCAGAGAUCCUGCAAUCUGUCACUCCUAAAUCUCACCCAGGCCUCUGUGGAAUAUGCUUAUCAGGAGCUGGUCCAACUAUUCUUGCGCUUGCAACUGAGAAUUUCGAUGCAAUUGCAAAGGUCAUACUAGAUACAUUUGCGAAGAAUGAUAUCAAGUGCGAUUGGAAAUUGCUAGAACCUGCACAAGAUGGUACAACAGUAACAUACAGCUGA
Messenger RNA from Sclerotinia sclerotiorum 1980 UF-70, 1050 nucleotides. RefSeq lists its product as hypothetical. Lineage: Eukaryota; Fungi; Ascomycota; Leotiomycetes; Helotiales; Sclerotiniaceae. The record is from RefSeq and is a predicted model, not a curated record. Gene Ontology annotation, molecular function: ATP binding; homoserine kinase activity. The transcript is spliced from 3 exons. Gene Ontology annotation, biological process: L-threonine metabolic process. The coding region runs from base 1 to 1050 and encodes 349 amino acids.